GCUCGGCGGUGCGGCAGCAACGCCGUCAGCUGCGACGGAGGACACGCCCCCGCGCUCAACACGUGCACUGAACUCGUCAACCGCGUCAGGACCAGCACCCUCACCCUCAACAGCUCGCCUCGCUCCGUCUGCCUCAGCCGCAGUGGCAAGAACUGCUGCAUUAGUUGGUCAAAGGACAUUGGUUCUGUCCGCGAGGCGGACCUGUUCAACGCCGGAAAGAAUGUUCUCGAUCGAUGCGUCGGAGAAAAUAACUCAGGUCUCGCUCGAGAUGUGUCGAUUAAUGGCAACUGCCUUACCGAGUGCCUGUCUGACCGGGCAACGGGAUGC
Messenger RNA from Lasiosphaeria miniovina, 327 nucleotides. RefSeq lists its product as uncharacterized. Lineage: Eukaryota; Fungi; Ascomycota; Sordariomycetes; Sordariales; Lasiosphaeriaceae. The record is from RefSeq and is a predicted model, not a curated record. The annotation marks the transcript as partial. The transcript has a single exon.